This is a messenger RNA of Lutzomyia longipalpis, 3879 nucleotides long. RefSeq names its product lysine-specific demethylase RSBN1L. Gene Ontology annotation, cellular component: nucleus. NCBI's taxonomy places the organism in Eukaryota, Metazoa, Arthropoda, Insecta, Diptera, Psychodidae. The transcript has 6 exons. The record is from RefSeq and is a predicted model, not a curated record. Bases 416 to 3691 code for a protein of 1091 amino acids.
AACAUUCGCGAAGUCUUACGAAAUGUGACGAAAGUGAGAGGCGCCAUUGGUUAGGAAAAAUUUCUUGUGCAAAAUUUGCUGCUUUACAGUGAAAAUCAGAGAUUUUCCGGGUAAUUUUCACUGCGUGUGUAUUUGCAAAAGUUCCAGGAAGGUCAUUUGAGUGUUUUCCACUAUUCGGGGGCGAAGGAACACGGGGAAAUUGGGGGAAAAUACGUCGUGUUGACAUUCGGCACUCGAGGAAGCGGAUUCCUUGUGAAAAAGUUCCCAUUUUCCCGCAAGAAUUGUCUGCAGGUGAAAAUUGGGGGUACAAUGUAGCUGCCCGGAUACUGGGGUAGUACGGUAGUGGGUUAAAAGUGCAGGAAGUGAGUGAAUUUGCGUGAGAUUUGAGGCUAAAUUUGUAGUCGCGGGUGAAAAAAUGGCGUCGUCGACACAAACAGAUUCAGCCACGAAAGAUCCUCCCAAUUGUUGCCCCCAAAAUCCCCCUCCGGAUGCAUUGGGAGCUGUUGAAGUGCCCCCAGGGGGGAGUGCAGAAGCUGAGCGGGGGGAGACAGAACCCAUGGAGGUUGGGGAGUGUGGGGAAAAGUGUGAAAAUGAGGCAAAUGAUGCCAUUCCCACGAUUGGGGAAGAACUCAGUGGCACAGACAGUACAGUGCAGAAGAAUGGGGACGCAGUGGUGUCUACUAGUGCUACGGAUUCCCCAAUUCACGGGGAGCCCACAGAGAAGGAGACAGAGGGAUCACAGAAGAAGAAAAAUGAAGAUCUCGCCGCCACGGAGGAUCCGACCAAGAAGAAAAAAUGCAAGAAGCGUGAGAAAGAAAAGGGCGAGAAGGAGGAAAAGCGUCGACGUCGUUCAUCGGAUUCCCGUUCAAGUCACGAAAGUGAGAAGUUCAGUGAUAACAGUUGUUCGUCGUCAAUUAGCACUUGUGGUGCACGCGAGAGGAGUUCGGGCGGCACAAAGGUCACCGAGUGGAAGCCCAAAAGUGCAGGAGCGAAGAAGUUGGUGAGUGAAAGUGCCUCCGUUGAUGGUGCAGAAGUAAAGUUGGAACAGGCAGUGGGGAGUGAUGGGGAAGUACCGAAGAUUUUCCCCGUCGUGACAACACCUCCCCUAAGGCAGGAUGUUUUCAUUAAGAAGGAUUACUUGCCGAAUCCCGUAAAGACGGAGAAGACGCGCGAUGAUGUGGCCAGGGUGCUUGUCUUUGGGGCUGAUGAUGGUGAGGAGGAGAAGAAGGUGGUGGCAGCAGCAGCAGUAGCGUCAGUUCAAGUGAAGGAGGAGAAGAAAGUGGAGGAGGAGGAGGAAGAAAAGAAGGAAGUUGUGGUUGCUAAUGGUGAUACAGCUGUUAAUGGUGUUGAGAAGGAGGAACCACCAACAGCAGUGGCAGCUGCUACUGCUACUGCUCCAGCUGCUUCAGCUGCUUCUUCUGAUGCAGUUACAUCAACAAGCAGAAGUCGUGAUUCCUCACGGAGUCACAGCAGCCACAGGCAUCAUCACAAAUCCUCGUCGUCGUCGUCGUCACACAAGAGCAGCAGUCGCAGUGAAUGCUCCAAAUGCUAUCGGAGGUCCAAAGUGAAGAAGGUUAAUGUUGGUAUUCAGUGCAGAGCGUACAAAACUGAUGCCACAAACACUGCAACCACCACCACCGCUGCUGCUGCUGCUGCUCCUACUCCUGCUCCUGCUGCUGCUGCUGCAACAGAAGGAACACGAAUUUCAACGGCAAAUCGCGAUAUGAAUUGCAAUCGCAAUGAAUACGCUCACCUCAAGUACGGGAAGUUCUUCCGGCGUGAGACGCACCCAAAUGGCGGAGCGUCCGUUGUGCACAUGUAUCAAGAUGAGAUUGAACAUCUCUCACCCACACGAAUGGCUGAGCUUGUUGAUGAAUUCUUCUCGGUGGUUUUCAGUGAGGAUGAGAAUGGCUUUGCAAAUAAUGUGAUGGGAAUUGUGCACGAUGCUGCUGCCUACCUGCCGGAUCUUCUUGAGCACAUGGCGGAGAAUUAUGGGUCGUUGACGGUCAAAGCGGGCGUCUUGGGGCGCAAUUCGGACAUUGAGACGUCCACGAUGCUUCAGUAUCACGAGCAAGUGGUUAAAACCUACUCACAGGGCACCGUACGCUAUGGGCCAUUGCAUCAGAUUAGCCUUGUGGGGAAGGUUCACGAGGAGGUGGGUGGGUACUUUCCGGAUUUGCUGAGUCGACUCGAGAAGAAUCCUUUCCUGAAGAAGGCAAUGCCUUGGGGUGAGUUGUCAAUUGUCCGAAUGGACCCACGCCUAUCCAAUGAUGGGCCUAUUUUGUGGAUACGCCCUGGGGAGCAACUAAUCCCAACGGCUGAAAUCAAUAAGACCCCCCUCAAGAGGCAAAGGACUCGAAUAAAUGAAUUGCGGAAUCUGCAGUACCUUCCGCGUCUUUCGGAGGCGCGUGAGGUGAUGUUUGAGGAUCGUACGAAGGCGCAUGCAGAUCACGUUGGGCAUGGGCACGAUCGUAUGACCACAGCAGCUGUUGGGGUGCUAAAGGCAAUUCACUGUGGGCAGGUGGAGAAGCAGAAUCGCAUUACGAAGGAUGUGGUGGCAUUUGCGGCGCAGGAUUUUCCGCAUUUAGUGGAGAAGCUGCAGCUGGAUCUCCAUGAGCCGCCCAUAUCGCAGUGCGUGCAGUGGGUGGAGGAUGCCAAGUUGAAUCAAUUGCGCCGCGAUGGGAUACGCUAUGCACGGAUACAGCUGUAUGACAAUGACAUCUACUUCCUGCCGCGGAAUAUAAUCCAUCAAUUUAGGACUGUGACAGCAGUGACGAGUAUUGCCUGGCAUUUGAGGCUGAAACAAUACUAUCCGGAUGUGGAUGUGAUGAAUGAGGCAAACAAUGGGGAGCUAAUUGAGCCACCGCAGUACAAAGAGAGGCAAACAAUCCUUCCGCAUCCGAUUCCCCUUGAUGUGGAGAUGCGAAAGUAUACGACGCCGGUGAAGAGGACACACGAUGGGAAGCCGAAGAAGAGUGAGAAGAAGGAUCUCGAGAGGCGACGUAGUGACCCAACGGACGCCACGAAGAAGAAGACGGAUGAAGCAAAGAUUGAUAUGCGAAAGCUCGUAAUUGAGGGUGAUGGAGCAAAGGAGCAUAAGCACAAAGGGAGUAGUAGUAGUAGCUCAUCGGGGCAUAAGCAUCAUCACAGCAAGGAGAAGCAUAGGAGUGAGCAUCGGCAUCACGAUAGGACGUCGUCGUCAUCGAAGCACAAAUCCAGCCACACAAAAUCCUCCUCAUCAUCCACGGAAAAGUCCUCAAGUCGAGGGGAGUUGAAUGUUGUGGCUGAAUCACCACGAAGGACAUCAAGUGAGGUGAGGGAGGUGACAAAGAAUGCAGCUUCUACUGCUACUGCUGCAUCACAGUGUGAGGUGGAAGUACCCAUUGAGCCACCAGCUGCAGCUCCACCACCUCCUCCGCCGUCUCCGUUGAGGGAACAACCACCCCCGCCGCCGCUUCCGCCCCUUCCACCACCACCGCCUCCGCCACAGGAUGAACCACCAGCAAUCCCAGGGCCACCACCACCUGAAGAGCCCACCGCUGCCGUCCCAGCUGCUGUUAUCUCCUCCCCAAAACCCAGCACUCCAGUCCCAAAGGCAAAGAAGCCCACGACGACACCACCUCCGGAUCUCCUCACGUCCAUUAUGGCCAGCAUGGAUACAACACCAGGUGGCCGCAGUGGGAGCUUCUAAAGGGAAAGAACAUGCCCCAAGGACAAAACCCACAAAAUCACUAUGUUGCUAUUUUGAAGAGAAAGAAAAAACCUUAAAAAGAAAUUAAGAAUUGUAAGAGAAAUCCUAAUUUAAUACACACUAUUAGUAAGAUUUUUUGCGUUAUAAAAUAUUAUUGCAAAAGUAGAAAUACACAAUUUAAUAUUUUA